This is a messenger RNA of Linum tenue, 1444 nucleotides long. The record is from the annotation of a GenBank genome assembly. NCBI's taxonomy places the organism in Eukaryota, Viridiplantae, Streptophyta, Magnoliopsida, Malpighiales, Linaceae.
AUGAAGAUGGAGCGAGUUGACAAGGAAUUGGCGGAGCUGCGACACACUUUCAGGAGUGGGAAGACGAGGAGCCUCGCCUGGAGAGAAACUCAGCUCAAGGCUCUGCUUGAUCUUGUGCAUGACCAUCAGGAAACCCUUUUUGAUGCUCUUCAUCACGACCUGGGGAAACACCCUGUUGAAUCCUUCAGGGACGAGAUUGGAGUCGUCAAGAAAUCCGCUACUCACUCCCUCGCCCAUCUCAAGAACUGGAUGAAACCCAGAACGUUCUCACAGUUUCCUCCUGCGUUUGCAGGGAGCAAAGCUGUGGGCCGGAUUGUACUGGCCGCAGCAGCUCAGCAUCUGACACCGGUGACUCUGGAGUUGGGUGGAAAGUGUCCUGCCAUUGUUGACCUUACUUCAAUCUCCAGCCGUUACGAUACUCAGAUUGUAGCCAAGAGAAUAGUUGGAGGGAAAUGGGGGCCAUGCAGUGGACAGGCUUGUAUAGGAGUAGAUUAUCUGCUUGUGGAAGAAAAGCAUGCCCAAUUCCUGAUAGAUUUGCUGAAGAAAUAUAUCAGGAGAUUCUACGGCGAGCAUCCCAAGGAAUCCAACAGCAUUUGCAGAAUUGUCAACAGAAGGAACUUCGAAAGGGUACAGCGUCUGCUCAAAGAUCCUGCUGUGUCAGCAUCCAUUGUUGCCGGCGGUUUCAUUGAUGAGGAACGACAGUUUAUUGACCCAACAAUCCUGCUGAAUCCACCCUUGGAUUCUGAGCUAAUGACUGAAGAGAUCUUUGGUCCUUUGCUUCCUGUCAUCACCCUGAAUGACAUUGGGGAAAGCAUAGAGUUCAUAAACUCUGGCCCAAAGCCUCUAACAAUUUACCCAUUCACCAAGGAUGAAAAGCUGAAGAAGAUGAUUGUAUCAGAGACAUCCUCUGGAGGUGUGACAUUCAAUGACACAAUGGUCCAGUUUCUGUGCGAUUCUAUGCCGUUUGGAGGAGUUGGAGAGAGUGGGUUGGGAAGGUACCAUGGGAAGUACUCUUUUGACACUUUCAGCCAUGAGAAAGCAGUUAUGGAGAGAGGGUUUUAUCCAGAGCUGGAGCCCAGGUAUCCGCCCUGGAAUAGCUUCAAGCUCAAGUUCAUCCAGUUGGCUUACAACUUCGACUACUUUGGACUCGGGUUGCUGUUAAUGGGAUUAAAGAAGCAUUAAAGUUGUGGAAGGAAAAAAAGAAUACAUGUCGACUCUCUAGAGAAUGUGAGGAGCAUUAAGUUAAUCAUGUUCCUUGCCAAAGUUAACAAAUGUAUUGCAUUGGAUGCGUCUUUCAUGAUCAACAGUCUCUAUUUACUAAUUGGAUGAAUAUAAUACCACAUAGAAUAAAGGUUAUUUCAUUAAUAUCACAUGUUAAAUCAAUCCAUCCAUAUUCCUAUAUUCUGAGAAUAGCAUUGACAACAUAGAAAACAAAACAAACCAA